Messenger RNA from Cydia amplana, 1296 nucleotides. RefSeq names its product isocitrate dehydrogenase [NAD] subunit gamma, mitochondrial-like (gene Idh3g). Lineage: Eukaryota; Metazoa; Arthropoda; Insecta; Lepidoptera; Tortricidae. Gene Ontology annotation, cellular component: mitochondrion. Gene Ontology annotation, biological process: isocitrate metabolic process; tricarboxylic acid cycle. The transcript has 7 exons. The record is from RefSeq and is a predicted model, not a curated record. Bases 118 to 1296 code for a protein of 392 amino acids.
UGACGUGCAAGAGUCUUCAACUUCCUCCACCUUCCUUUUCCUGUGAUUAUUCAACAACUUGCCCGCAGUAUUUUCGAUUUAAGAAGGUUCUACGGCCUUGUGUGAAGAAAAUACACGAUGGCAGUGAGGCUACUAUCUAAACUGAAGGUUAUCCCAGAGUUGGGAGGUGCCGCGUAUUCGAGCUCGGCCGCAGCACCUGCUACUGUGUCGGACUUCGAUAUCCAGCACAAAACACCAGUUAUCAGGAAACAGUCCCACAUUCCGAAGGCUCACUAUGGAGGAAGACACGCUGUUACCAUGCUUCCAGGUGGUGGUAUCGGUCCGGAGUGCAUGGGUUACGUCAGAGACAUAUUCAAAUACAUUGGAGCCCCAGUAGACUUCGAAGUGGUGGAUAUCGACCCUAAUGUGGAUAAUGAUGAGGACGUGCAGUAUGCCAUCACCACCAUCAAGAGGAACGGUGUUGGACUUAAGGGCAACAUUGAGACGAAGAGUGAAGCGGCGUACGUAACGUCACGUAACGUUGCUCUCCGAAAUGAAUUGGACAUGUACGCUUACGUCAUGCACUGCAAAUCCUACCCCGGACUCACCACGAGGCAUAAGGACAUUGAUGUCGCUAUUAUCAGACAGAACACAGAAGGAGAAUACGCCAUGUUGGAGCACGAGUCUGUAGCUGGCGUGAUUGAGUCCAUGAAGGUGGUGACCGCCAGCAACUCCGAGAGGGUGGCCAGGUUCGCCUUCGAGUACGCCAAGAAGAACGGACGGAAGAAGGUGACAACGGUCCACAAAGCGAACAUUAUGAAGAUCUCCGAUGGCCUGUUCUUAGAGACAUCCCGCCGUCUCGCCAAGGAGUACCCGGAGCUCGAACAUAAUGACAUGAUCAUCGAUAACUGCUGCAUGCAGCUUGUAGCCAAGCCUCACCAGUUCGACGUGAUGCUGAUGACCAACCUGUACGGCUCCAUAGUGUCCAACGUGGUGUGCGGGCUGCUGGGCGGAGCCGGACUGUUGUCUGGAAGAAACUACGGCGAACACUACGCAGUCUUCGAGCCCGGCACUAGGAACACAGGCACGGCGAUAGCCGGGAAGAACGUCGCGAACCCGAUCGCCAUGAUCAACGCGUCCGUGGACAUGCUCGAGCACCUCGGACACCACUUCCACGCGGACCUCAUCCGCGGCGCCGUCACCAAGACCAUCAACGUGGACCGCAUCUACACCCCGGACGUGGGGGGUACCGCCUCCAGCACGGACGUGGUCAAAGCCAUCAUAGGUAACAUAGGACAGGGGCUGGGACACUUCUAG